CAGCGGCAAUGGCGCUUUCCUCGGCAUUCCAUGAACGGCUCCACCACAUGGACCACACUCGAAUUCAGCGUCUCUCUCUACUUCAGGCCGAGAAAGAGUUGCAGGCCAACAAGUCUCGCGUUUUGGCUUCCAAGCUCGCCAACAUCAGGGCCAUGGAACAGAGGUGCUCCUUCCUCGACCAAAAAAUUGCAUCACAGAAUUUCAACAUUCUCGCUCUCAAGUCUCAAAUCGAGAACCUCGAACUGAAAUACGAAUCCAUUUCACAAGAACUGAGGUCGUUGCAGAACGAGGUGGAGGAGCUUGAUGAGUUGCGCCAGAAGAGAGAGAGCUUUUAUGAGGCAAAGAAGAUAGAAAUCAAGGAAUUCAAGGAACUUGCGGAGAAUUUUGUGGUGAAAUGUCAAAUGGAAGUUGUGAGUUUGAGGAAUAGAGUAAACGAGCUGAAGUCCUCAUUCAUGGAACUUAAAAGCAACAAUAGGGACUCUUGUAAUGCGGAGAUUGCUGCUGCUGAAAUAGGAAGGUUGGAACUCCUGGCUGAGAAGGAAAGUGUGUGUAGGAACAUUGAUUAUAACCACCAAAUAAAAGCGCAGUUACAAAAGCAGCUUCAGAAUAUUUUGAUGACACAAACUCAAGAUAAGGGAUCGGAGUAAAAGACCACGUAG
Messenger RNA from Abrus precatorius (Indian licorice), 659 nucleotides. RefSeq lists its product as uncharacterized. The record is from RefSeq and is a predicted model, not a curated record. The transcript has 4 exons. NCBI's taxonomy places the organism in Eukaryota, Viridiplantae, Streptophyta, Magnoliopsida, Fabales, Fabaceae.